AUGUUAUCAUUGCCCUACCCAUUUAAUAAACCUAAACCACAGUCUUACUCACUCAAACAUGUAUCUUCUCUAAGUGGUGAUCCACUUGUUUCCAAUUUUGUUUCAACGUACCAAAACUUAACUUCAACAGAAAACACCACAACUUCUCGACUCACUAGACCUAACUAUGCCAAGUAUACCCCACCAAAACAUCCAAUCAUACUUUGCCAUGGUCUUUCUGGGUUUGAUACUUUAAUUUUGAUCCCUUCUGUUAGAACCCUAAUUAACGUUAUCUCUAAUGCGGUUAGUAACAUUAAUUCGGAAUAUUUCGUAAUGACUGAGAAACAAGAUGAGGUAAAGAAGAACGUCUUGGAAGUAGAGUAUUGGAUUGGAGUGAAACGGAUCUUGGAGGCUAAGGGUUGCACCGUUUUCAUUACAAAAGUUCCGCCCUUUGGAAGUAUAGAAGAAAGAGCUCUCUCAUUAAAUAAAAUAUUAAAUGCAGUGGUCAAUCAAAAAUUACCAACUAAGAAAGAUGCAACCAAAUUUAAUUUUAUUGCCCAUUCAAUGGGAGGACUCGAUUGUAGAUAUUUAAUCUCAAGGAUCCCCAAACAUGAAAAGAAUUAUGAAGUCGCAAGCCUGACAACUUUGUCGACACCUCAUGGUGGUUCAGAAGUGGCAAAUUAUGUUGUAGGACAAUUUGGAAAGAUUCGCCAAACUUUAAAUAAUAAUGGUCCUUUACUCCCCAUGUGUUACUAUCAACUUACAACAUACUAUGCUCAAUAUUUUAACAACAUCACUCCUGAUGAUCCUAACGUCAAAUAUUUUUCAUAUGGUGCCUAUUUUAGUCCCAAAUGGUAUAGUUCAUUUGCAUUAACUUGGAGCAUUAUUAAUUACGCCACUAAUGGUGAACCAAAUGAUGGGAUGGUAACAGUAAAGAGUAGUCAUUGGGGGAAAUAUAUGGGUACUUUACCAAAUAUUGAUCAUUUAGAUAUUAUUAAUUGGCGAAAUAAAUUUCAUGACACAUAUGAACAUUUGAUACAAAAUAAAAAGAAUCCAGAAUCUAUCCUUCAACUCUAUGUAAAUAUUACACAUAACCUUGCAGAACAAGGUUGUUAA
Messenger RNA from Maudiozyma barnettii, 1095 nucleotides. RefSeq names its product triglyceride lipase (gene TGL2). Bases 1 to 1095 code for a protein of 364 amino acids. The record is from RefSeq and is a predicted model, not a curated record. NCBI's taxonomy places the organism in Eukaryota, Fungi, Ascomycota, Saccharomycetes, Saccharomycetales, Saccharomycetaceae. The transcript has a single exon. Gene Ontology annotation, molecular function: triacylglycerol lipase activity.